Messenger RNA from Entelurus aequoreus (snake pipefish), 2603 nucleotides. It is a transcript of the gene p3h1, whose product is annotated as prolyl 3-hydroxylase 1. Gene Ontology annotation, cellular component: endoplasmic reticulum. The record is from RefSeq and is a predicted model, not a curated record. Bases 176 to 2515 code for a protein of 779 amino acids. Gene Ontology annotation, molecular function: protein binding; L-ascorbic acid binding; iron ion binding. Gene Ontology annotation, biological process: collagen metabolic process. NCBI's taxonomy places the organism in Eukaryota, Metazoa, Chordata, Actinopteri, Syngnathiformes, Syngnathidae. The transcript has 15 exons.
CCUUUAAGUAAAAAGUGUGCUGCAGUUUGUGUUUAAGAUUAGCUGCUAGUCAACUAGCUACAAGUUAUUAAUAUUAUUGCUGCAUAUUGUUCACAUAUUUUCAUAGAGGGAGUGUUAUUGACGUAUAUCCAUAGAGGAAUUGUUGAUACGAGCAUUAUAAUCAAAGUGUUUGAGGAUGGAAGUUAGUUUGUUAGCAGUGAUUUGUUUUCUGUCUAUUCCAACAUGGACGUCGAGUAGUAGUAUUACAAGUAGUAGUAGUAUUACUACAAGCGGUACUUUGUUUUCGGAGUCUUAUGAUAGUCUUUUUGACAGCGCGGUAGAAGCCUACGACAAACAUGACUGGUUGUCCGUCAUCCUCAACAUGGAGAAAGCUCUUCGGAACCGAGCUGCGGUUUUCAAGGCGAAGAAGGGAUGCCGACUCUCCUGCGCCAACCAAACCGCCUUUGGAGAGCCAAUGCCCGGCUUGGGAGUCCCCAUCCCGGGGGUCGGGGCCGUGGAGGACCUGGGCUUCUUCCACAAAAUCCUGCACCGGACUCACUGCGUCAACGCCUGUGAGCGGAGUCAACUUUCUUUCAGUUCCCUGCAUCAAGUCGGCCAAGAAGUGGAGCUGGAGUUUAAGAAGAGGACGCCCUACAACUACUUACAAGUCGCAUAUUUCAAGAUUAAUAAGGUGGACAAGGCGGUGGCAGCGGCCCACACAUUUUUUCAAGCCAACAAAGACCACAUGGAGAUGAGACAGAACCUGGACUACUACAGCAUGAUGCCAGAAGUACAGGAAGAAGACUUUAAAGAUCUCGAAGCCAGGCCACAUAUGGCAAAGUUCCUGCUGGCGAAGAAAUACUACAGCGACAACUCUUUCCAACCGGCAGCCGAAGUAUUUGAGGAGGCGGUCGAUGAGUACUGGACUGCCGAUAAGGAGUGCAGAGUACUUUGUGAGGGACCAUAUAACUAUGAUGGCUACAGUUACAUGGAGUACAGUGCUGACCUCUACCAGACUAUAACAGACCAUUACCUGCAGGUGCUGAACUGCAAGCAACGCUGCUCUGUGGACCUCGCCUUGGCUUCUGGAAAUGACAAACCUUUUGACAACUUCCUGCCCUCUCACUUUAACUAUCUACAGUUUUCAUACUACAACAGUGAAAGGUAUGAGCUGGCCAUAGAGUGUGCUAAGACCUACUUGCUCUUCUACCCGGAUGAUGAAGUGAUGAAGCAGAAUGUCGACUAUUAUUCAGCCGUACUGGGAGUGGACAAGGCAGAAGUCAUAUCAGCAAGACAGAUUGUCAAAGCGUAUAUUUCGCACUCCCUACUGGAGAAAGAACUGCUGUACUUUGGAUACGAAGCCUUCGGAAUAACUUUUGUGGAUCCUGACACAUGGACUCCAGAAGAGAUCAUGCCUUCAAAAUUGAGAGAUAAACAAAAGGCUGAACGAGAGACGGCAGCGAGGAUUACAGAAGAAAUCGGAAACCUGAUGAGGGAGAUCGAGACCUUGGUUGAAGAGAAGAAAAAGGACUCCACAGAUGUAGCAAACAUAAUAGUAGCGCAAGACAAUGUUCCUCCUCCAGGAGGAAGUCUUCUAUACGACAACAUCAAGGUGACCAUGACAGCCACACAGAUGAAUGGCUCUCAACGGGUCCUACUGGACGGGGUAGUCACUGAUGACGAGUGCAGGGACUUGCUACGUCUUUCUAAUGCUGCUGCAGUAAAAGGUGAUGGAUACCGAGGAAGUCCUUCUCCCCACACCACCAGUGAAACGUUCCAGGGAGUCACGGUCCUAAAGGCUCUGAAGCUAGCACAGGAAGGAAAGGUUUCCCUGAAGGGUGCACGUUCGUUCUUCGACAUUAGUGAGAAAGUGAGGAAGGUUUUGGCGUCAUACUUUGGCUUGACUUCUCCGCUGUACUUCUCCUACUCACACCUGGUGUGUCGAACUGCGAUCGAAGAGAAGCAGGAGAACCGUGAAGAUCUGAGCCAUGCGGUCCAUGUUGACAACUGCUUGCUGGUCUCGGAGCUCAAUGAGUGUUUAAAGGAACCUCCUGCGUACACACAGAGAGACUACAGUGCAGUUCUUUAUCUGAAUGACGACUUUGAAGGAGGAGAUUUCAUUUUCACAGAGUUGGAUGCCAAAGCCGUCACGGCGGUGGUACGGCCACAGUGCGGCCGCGUGGUCGCCUUCGGAGCCGGAAAGGAAAACCCGCACGGCGUGAGAGCUGUCACCAAGGGUCAGAGGUGUGCUGUCGCUCUGUGGUUUACCUUGGAUCCGGCUCAUGAGGAAAAGGAAAGAAUCCAAGCUCAGGAUAUGCUGGAAAUGUUCUCCACCUCUGUCAAGUCAGACUUCAUGUCAAAUGAGGGCCAAGUAGAGCAGAAGGCUCAAUCAGAAGAUGACAAAAAGGUACAAGCGGUCAACACAGACGUCAAACACAAAGAUGAGCAAGUGGACCAAAAAGAUGCCAAACUUGCAGUCAAAGUCCAGCCAAAAACUUCAACAACAGACUCUCAGGAUGGCAAAGACGAGUUGUGAUCAAGAUCUGUAGUAUUUGUUUUUUUUUACAUUAAGGUCCAAGAAUGUCUUGUAAUGUAUUUUAUUUAAUAAAAUGACAUGACUUUCA